AUGGCCUCCGCAGCUGCCCCCGAUGCGAAGAUUCAGGAGCUCUUAGCGAAGCCGCGCGCCGAGCUGACCGAAUAUGAGAUCGGCCUCCUCGAAACCCACGAAUUCACUUCUGGUCCUCUGUCGCUCCUCCAAACCGCCGUGCGCAACCAUGCGCAAGUCCUGAUUUCGUGCCGCAACAACCGCAAAAUGCUCGCGCGCGUAAAAGCCUUCGACCGACACUGCAACAUGGUUCUGGAGAACGUCAAGGAGAUGUGGACGGAAGUUCCAAGAUUGACGGAUGGCAAGAAGGGCCGCCCAGUGAACAAGGACCGGUUCAUCAGCAAGAUGUUCUUGAGGGGUGAUAGUGUGAUUUUGGUGCUGUUGAGUUGAAGGGAUUUCGGGAGAAUGAAAUGGACCGCAUGAGUGGGAUCUGCAUUGUGAAGAGGCUUUCAGCGGGCGGAGGAAUGCAGAGAAGGGACACGAGAGCGAACGAUGAUUGAGGAAGGGAUCUGU
Messenger RNA from Zymoseptoria tritici IPO323, 492 nucleotides. RefSeq names its product small nuclear ribonucleoprotein Sm D2. The transcript has 2 exons. NCBI's taxonomy places the organism in Eukaryota, Fungi, Ascomycota, Dothideomycetes, Mycosphaerellales, Mycosphaerellaceae. Gene Ontology annotation, molecular function: RNA binding. The record is from RefSeq and is a predicted model, not a curated record. Gene Ontology annotation, cellular component: U2 snRNP; U5 snRNP; U1 snRNP. The coding region runs from base 1 to 369 and encodes 122 amino acids. Gene Ontology annotation, biological process: RNA splicing; spliceosomal snRNP assembly.